GCUUAUCCACUCAAUCUCUCUUCUUCGCGCUCCAUCGUCCUCCCAAUGUGCGACUGCGCGUCGCUAUCCUCUCCUCCGCCGGACGUGGGAGCUCGCAAGUCUGUCCUCCGCCAUUUCUCCUUGAUUCCAGGUUCCCGGCGAUACAAGCUCAGAUUCCAUUCAAACCCAUGUAAAUCGAUCAAACUUCUCAAAGAUCUGGCUUCCGGAAACCAGAGAUUUAGGAUAACCAGAGGAAUCCCGGUACGUGUUUGUGCAAGUUCCGGUGAGUCCUCUCACCGGAGGUUUGAGGGCGAUGAUGGUCCAGUACAUGCGGCAGCUCCGCUGGAUGAUAGGUUGGACUUUCUUGGGUUGAAGAGGGAGGUGGAGAAGGAGGAAAGCCCCUCAGAUGGUGGUGAGGAUGUUAGAGAGACUGUUGAGCAGACGAGACCGAGGAGGAGGGUGAUGAAAAGAUCGAGCUUGAUGGCGAAGCAAGUGAUUAGCGUGAGGUCUGCGCGCAACUUGGGUUUUGUCUCGCAGCUCUGGGUCGACACCCGAUCGUGGGUGGUGGUUUUGCUUGAAGCAAGACCCAAUUUGCUUUCUGGAGAAAAUGAUAAAUUUUAUUUGGAGGAUGUAUACCAGGUAGGCGAUGUCGUUCUUGUCCAAGAUGAGAGCUGGAUUGAAAAUAAUGAGCUCAGGAUGGCCAAACUAGAUACUUUGGUAGGAUACAGAGUUAUUACUUCAAACCGGCUAACUUUGGGGAAAGUUCGAGGAUACACCUUUGACAUAAAUUCUGGAGUUGUGGAUUCAGUUGAGCUUGACUCACUUGGCAUUUCGAUCAUUCCAUCUAGUUUGGUGAGCACUUACUGUUUGUUUGUUGAAGAUGUGCUUGAAGUGGUUGCAGACACCAUUGUUGUAAAUGAAGAUGCUGUCUCUCGAGUCCAAAUGUUAACAAAGGGCUUUUUGGAUACUCCAAAUGCAAUUACUUCUGGCAAUGACUUGGAUGAAUAUUCUGAUACUGGAAAACGAAGGCAUCGUGUGGUCCAAAGCCGACAACUCAAGUGGACUGAUUCCAAACACCCAAAGGCCUCGAAUAAAAUGAGAGAAUUUGAAGAUGAAUGGGACCUUCCCAUGGAUUAUUGACAAGGUUCAUCAUACUUGCAGUUCAUUGACUUUGGCUUUUUCUGAAUCCCGCACAAUCUCUUUCAUGUGGCUGGAUGUUAGUCUUGCUGAUGUGUAUGUGCAUGUGUAUGUGUAUGUGUAUGUUCAAACAACAAGAGCUCUAAGUAUAGUGGCCGACAUGAAAUCUCACACAAUGUAGACUUCAUGUCAUAUGUAUUUCCAGGUUAGCUUGAUUAGAUUUCCUCCCCAUCCUUUUCAUGGCAAUUGUUGUUGUAUUUUCCUGUUAAUCAACUUGCUUCUGUGCAGCUGCUAUUGAACUGAAGCUGUUGGUUGCCGACAAGUUCCUGCAUUAGAAGCAGCUUGAAUUUGAGGUCUAGAACUCUAGAAGUCUAAAAAAUUGUGUAUUUGUUAUUUGCCUUGUGUGUAUUCUCACUUGUAAAAAUUUCAUAUUAUGUUUUAAUUUUUAGCACAUUUGAUGUCUCUCAUACA
Messenger RNA from Dioscorea cayenensis subsp. rotundata (Guinea yam), 1587 nucleotides. RefSeq lists its product as uncharacterized. NCBI's taxonomy places the organism in Eukaryota, Viridiplantae, Streptophyta, Magnoliopsida, Dioscoreales, Dioscoreaceae. The record is from RefSeq and is a predicted model, not a curated record. Bases 46 to 1119 code for a protein of 357 amino acids. The transcript is spliced from 7 exons.